Molecule: messenger RNA, 522 nt
Organism: Stegodyphus dumicola
Lineage: Eukaryota; Metazoa; Arthropoda; Arachnida; Araneae; Eresidae
Product: histone-lysine N-methyltransferase SETMAR-like
Source: RefSeq, a predicted model, not a curated record
AUGGGUCAAGAAAAUCAGAUGUCAGGUGGUAUGUCUCUUAAUGAUGCACCACGCAGCGGCCGGCCACAAGCUCUGGACAAUGAGGCCCUGAGAGUAGCCAUAGAGAGUGACAGUAGCCAAACAUGUGGUGAGCUUGCUGCACACUUUCAGGCAUCUGUUGAAAUGAUCAGAUUCAAUUUGCACCGCAUAGGAAAGGCAUACAAGCUGAAGAAAUGCGUACCUCCCUCACUGUCCGAUGCAAACAAGCAACAGCGUGGAGCCACUUGUUUGUCACUGCUUACUCGCCACCGCAAUGCGACCAUAUUUGAUCGAGUACUCACCAGCGAUGAAAGGUGGGUCCAGUAUGAUACACCAAGGCGUUCCAAACAUUGUUUUUCGCCACGGGACUCUGUGCCUCACACUGCGAGACCUUCUCUCCACUCACGUAAGUUCAUGCUCUGUAUCUGGUGGACUAGUCGCCAAGUGGUGCACUAUGAGCUCCUGCCAGUGAGCCAAACCAUUACGGCAGGCCUGUACUCGUAG